CUGCGCCGCGCCCUGCGUAGGGCCGGCGGGAGGCCGGGGCCGCAGCGCCGCCCGCCGCCGGCGCGGCACGUGUCGGGCGGAGCGCGGUGGCGGGGCCGGGGCGCGGCGGCGGGCGGCUCUGCUUCUCCGGCGGUGCGAGGUUAUGCCACUCUCCAGGUUUGCUGGGUGCCUGCCGGUGAAAGAGAAGGGUUGAUAUUUUGCCCAGGCCCUUAGGUCCUGAAACAAAAUGGCAGCUGGAGAGUCCCCUCCCGUAGGAGGUGUCUUCAUCGACCUGCAGCAGGGCAGAGAUCGCGCAGAGAAAGCCUCUCCUGGUGCCGAGGACGAUGAGGACUUGGAUAAGACUUUGUCAAUCGAGAGAUUUGGGGACCUGAUAAGCAAGUCAGCAUCAAGCAAUCUGGAGAAGCAAAGACGCAGCUACAGUGAGAAAGAUUUUGAAUUCCACCGCCAAGCCUCGCACCACAUCCACCAUCCCCUUUCCACUCACCUCCCUUCUGCCCUCAAGUUCCAAAAGAGGCCCCCCCGUGCCAGCAGGAGGAAAAAAAGAAGGAGGAAAAAGAAGAAAACCUCAGUACCACCCUCAGAGGUGACCCCCACCAUCCAGGAAGAAGACGAGGAGGGAGAAGAAGAGGAAGAAGAAGAAGAGGAAGAAGGAGAGUCUGAGGCAGAAGAGACCCAGGAGAAAGAGAUCUCUGCAGACUCUGAGGGUGAAGCUUGUGGGAAGGACACGUCCCCUAAGCUGGAGCCCCCAAGCAAACCAAAGUUCACCAUCGGCAGCGAUGAGGAGGAGUCUGGCAGCGCUCUGGCCCCUGCGCAGUUCCACGUGGAGGAGGAGUGUGGCAUCCUGUCCCCUGUGCCACGCUUCGCUGACCUGCUGCAGGACAAGGGCCCUGCCUCUCUCCGCAGCCCCCCUGGGCCUCGAGAGUGUUUGUCUCGCGGGUGGGAGAAACGCAAGCCCUGGGGCCAGGUGACAAGUGGACAGCGAGUUACCUAUGACUUGAAGGAGAGGAUGUGCAUUGGCAGCAUGACCACGCUGGAGAGUGCAGCGUACCAGCGCGUCCCCACGGAUGAGGCCGAGGCCCAGAUGCUGGCGUCUGCUGACUUGGAUGGCAUGAAAAGCCACCGUUUUGAAGAUAACCCUGGUGUGAGGAGGCAUCUGAUGAAAAAACCAUCUCGUAGUCAGAUCACCAGGACAAGCAAAAAAUUAGCAUCAACUCCAUCUGUCAAAAAAAAGAAGAAGAAGAAGAAGCUGGAUAGAAAGCCCCAUGAGGUGUUUGUGGAGCUGAACGAGCUGGUGGUGGAUAAGAACCAGGAGAUGCACUGGAGGGAAACAGCUCGCUGGAUCAAAUUUGAGGAGGAUGUGGAGGAGGACACAGCAAGAUGGGGGAAACCCCAUGUGGCUUCACUGUCCUUCCGCAGCCUUUUGGAGCUCAGGAAGACGAUUGCCCAUGGUGCUGUCCUCCUUGACCUGGAGCAGACCACGCUCCCUGGCAUCGCUCACCUCAUGGUGGAGACCAUGAUCAUCUCUGACCAGAUCAGGGCAGAAGACCGAGCCAAUGUGCUGCGUGCCCUGCUGUUGAAGCACAGCCACCCCAACGAUGAGAAAGAAGGCUUCUUCCCAAGGAACCACUCCAGCUCCAGCAUGAACUCCAUCGUGGGGAACCAUCACCACAACCACACCACCGACACCUGUGUGCCCCUCAUGGGGGAAGAGCGCAUUGAGAUGGCUGACCCCAAGGCCAGUGAGACCGAGUGCAAGGAGCAGAAAAACCUCCAUCUCCAUAACUCUGAGGGCCACCGUAAAUACCUGAAGCUGAUGGAGAAGAUCCCUGAAGAUGCAGAGGCCACAGUCGUCCUCGUGGGUUGUGUGCAGUUCCUGGAGCAGCCAACUAUGGCCUUUGUCCGACUAAAUGAGGCUGUCUUCCUGGAAUCUGUCCUGGAGGUCCCAAUUCCUGUCAGAUUCAUCUUUGUGCUGCUCGGACCAAGCCAGGCCAACAUGGACUACCAUGAAAUUGGCCGCUCAAUCUCCACCCUCAUGUCUGACAAGCACUUCCAUGAGGCUGCGUACAUGGCAGAUGACCGUCAAGACCUCCUCAACGCAAUCAAUGAGUUCUUGGACUGCAGCAUUGUCAUCCCCCCAUCAGAGGUGGAGGGGAAAGACUUGCUCAAAUCCAUUGCCACCUUCCAGAAGUUGCUGCUGAGGAAGAGGAAGGAGAGGGAGCAGAAGUCCAUGAAGGAGGGGGCUGUCCAGGAAGCCAAAGAGCUGUGUGAAGUGAAAGCUGAGGAAGAAGAAGAGGAAGCUGAGGACGAUCCUUUGAAGAGGACCGGGAUAUUUUUUGGAGGUCUGGUUCGGGACAUAAAGCGCAGGUACCCCAAAUACCUCAGUGACAUCAGAGACGCCUUGCACAGCCAGUGUCUCGCGGCCGUUCUCUUCAUCUACUUUGCUGCUCUUUCUCCUGCCAUCACCUUCGGGGGACUCCUAGGAGAGAAAACUGAGGGUCUCAUGGGAGUCUCCGAGCUGAUAAUCUCCACCUCAGUUUUAGGGAUCCUCUUCUCCCUGCUUGGAGCCCAGCCGCUCCUGGUCAUUGGCUUCUCAGGGCCUCUGCUGGUGUUUGAAGAAGCUUUCUACAAGUUUUGCCAGACACAAGGCAUUGAGUAUCUGACAGGCAGAGUGUGGAUUGGUUUGUGGCUCAUCGUCUUCAUCUUCAUUAUCGUGGCAGCCGAGGGAAGCUUCUUGGUGCGCUACAUCUCACCCUUCACCCAGGAGAUCUUUGCUUUCCUCAUCUCCCUCAUCUUUAUCUACGAGACCUUCUACAAACUGUACAAGGUGUUUGCAGAACAUCCUCUGCUGAAGUUCUACCCACCGAACGUGCAGAGCAGCCUGAAUACCAGCAUGCUCUCUGCAGAUGCGAUGUCACUUGGGAUCAGGAUGCAGCCCAACACUGCUCUCCUUUCCCUCAUCCUCAUGCUGGGCACCUUCUUCAUUGCCUUCUUUAUGCGCAAAUUCAAGAAUAGCCGUUUCUUAGGAGGAAAGGCUCGGCGGAUCAUCGGAGACUUCGGGAUCCCCAUCUCCAUCCUGGUCAUGGUGCUGGUGGAUUACACCAUCACUGACACGUACACGCAGAAGCUGAAUGUCCCCUCUGGCCUGUCGGUCACAUCUCCUCACAAGCGUGGCUGGUUCAUUCACCCCAUGGGCAGCAGUGGGACCUUUCCAAUGUGGAUGAUGUUUGCUUCUGCCAUCCCUGCCCUCCUGGUCUUCAUUCUUAUCUUCAUGGAGACACAGAUCACUACGCUGAUUGUGAGCAAGAAGGAGAGGAAGCUGCUGAAAGGCUCUGGCUUCCACCUGGACCUGCUGCUCAUUGGCACUAUGGGGGGGCUUUGCGCACUCUUUGGGCUGCCCUGGCUGACUGCAGCGACAGUGCGUUCCGUCACCCACGUCAAUGCCCUGACAGUCAUGAGCAAGGCCAUUGCACCAGGAGAGAAGCCCAAGAUCGAGGAGGUGAAGGAGCAGCGUGUGACUGGAGUGCUUAUCGCUGCCCUCGUCGGUCUGUCCAUUGUGAUGGGGAACAUGCUGCGGCAGAUCCCGCUGGCUGUGCUCUUCGGCAUCUUCCUCUACAUGGGGGUUACGUCACUCACUGGCAUCCAGCUCUACGAGCGGCUGCUCCUGAUCUUCAUGCCAUCCAAGCACCACCCCGACCACAUCUAUGUUGUUAAGGUGAAGACCUGGAGAAUGAAUCUCUUCACCUGUAUUCAACUGGCCUGCAUUGUGCUGCUCUGGGUGGUGAAAUCUACAGUGGCAUCCCUGGCCUUCCCCUUUGUCCUGAUCAUGACAGUGCCAUUGCGACGCUUUGUGCUGCCCCACUUCUUCCAUGAUAGGGAGCUUAAAGCGUUGGACUCAGAAGAUGCAGAGCCCAACUUCGACGAGGAUGGCCGGGACGAGUACAACGAGCUGCACAUGCCUGUGUGAGCUGGGAGCUGCCCUCCCCCGUCCUGGGACAGGCUGCUCGUGCCUGCUCAUCCUCCCAAGGACUAAAUGGAGACUUGCUGUGAGUCACGUGAUCUCUUGCCCAGACCAAGGAAUGGCUGUCCCAUAGCCUCACAGGAGGCAGCCCUGGCUCCUGCUGCCCUAUCGCUCACUCAGCAGAGGCUCUGAGUCUCUCUCCUCUUGGACCUGGUAGGCUGAGAGAUGCCUCUCACAUCCUGAAGCUGCAUGGGUCCUGAGUGCCUGUGGUUCAGGGGUCUGCCCCCUCCUGUGUCCAGUCUACACAUGGGGAAGGGGAGCCAUGCCAGCUGGUGCCACUGUGUCCCCCUCCACUACCAUGAACCUGGGGUGUCUCAGCAACACGUGCCACUGAGCAGUCACAGCGAUGGGCUGGAUGUUGGUUACAGACGGGCAGUGGGCUUCUCCCAGGCCAGCAGCUUCCUUGCUCGGCUGGCAGACGCCAUGUUACUGCUCCCUGGCGCAAGGAGGGACCAAUGCUCUGGUCCUGUCAUCCAGACCAUCAUCUGCACAAUCACCCUCCCACAGGACUGUUUUCUGCUGUUGCUUAGCAUGGGGGAGGCUGUUUGCUUCUUCGCAGUUUUCCCAACACUCUUCCCAAAGGAAAACCAUGCAGGGAGGAGAGGCUGCAUGCAAGCAGGUGUCCUGAAGCCUCAGGUGCCUGCCCCCUUGCAGAGACUAAGAGGAGUCCUGUGACAUUCUGCACCUCCACAAAGGUUGCAGUGGUAAAAUCUUAUCACAGGGCUGCAUCCCAGUUCCUGAUACCUGCAUUCUUGUUCCUGAGAACAAACCAUAUUUAAGAAGCUAUACAAGAGAUAUAGUGCUUGAGCGCAACAGUCCUUUGGGUGGUCCCCUCCCUCUCCCAGUGAUCCACUGGGUCUGGCCCCCUGCAGCCCCACAAGGAAGUCACUGAAACCCCCAGCCCCAGUUCUGCUGCCGUACCAGGGUGACUUUUCACGUCCAGAGAUGCCCUCUGACUGGGAAGGAGCAGCAUUCAGCAUUCUCAGCACUCAGCCCCCAUCAGCUCUGGGCAGCUCUGAACACCUUCCCUGGCAGGGCUGUCACCUGGGGUCUCCCCGAGCUGUCAGACCCUGUUCAGAGCUGCCCUGGAAACCACUGAGGGUGCACUUGCUGCCCACAGCAGCUCUGGGGGUGGUGCCAGAGGAGAUGAGCACCCCAGCCUCUCCCUGAUGGUUGGACCCACAGUGGCUUUGAGGAGGAGGCCGAGACGCUCACUCCACCAUUGGAUUUGGGACAAGCUGCUGUCCUGGUUCCCACUUAUCAGCCUGGCUCCUGCAAGAGACAGUGGGUGCUUCAUUACCGAAAGGGUCCAACACCUUCCCCAGGAGGCGGCAGAAAUAUCUUACCAGAGAGAGAAACCUCCCCCCGCGGCAGGUUCCUGCCCCACAGCCUGGCCCCCCUGCAGGGCCUGGGGUGGAGAGACGAAUGUCUCUGUGUGUCUGUGGCCAUGUGUGUCCUGUCCUCCCUGUGUAGUGUAGGAGGCCUGUUGUCGCUGUGCAUUGUGACUCCUCUGACCGUAGUGGAAACAGCUACACCAAUAAACUCUUCACAGGAACCA
Molecule: messenger RNA, 5576 nt
Organism: Columba livia (rock pigeon)
Lineage: Eukaryota; Metazoa; Chordata; Aves; Columbiformes; Columbidae
Gene: SLC4A3
Product: solute carrier family 4 member 3
Exons: 23
Coding region: 227-3964 (1245 amino acids)
Biological process (GO): regulation of intracellular pH; monoatomic anion transport; transmembrane transport
Cellular component (GO): plasma membrane
Molecular function (GO): monoatomic anion transmembrane transporter activity; solute:inorganic anion antiporter activity
Source: RefSeq, a predicted model, not a curated record